UGGUGCUGAUGGAGAAUGGGGAUGUCUAUACGUUUGGCUACGGUCAGCAUGGCCAGCUUGGACACGGGGACGUCAACUCAAGGUAACCACUGACUGUAACGAACGCAAAAAUGAUCAACAUUUGGACACAAAAAAACAUAGUUCUAGAUGUUCUAUUCAGACAAUGAAUAGGUUUUAACAGUGUAGGAUAGAUAGGCUAGGUAGUCAGUGUUUUCCACAAGUACAUAGAGUAGCAACCCAGGGGGGCUUGCCUCCCAUGGUUAGACAUUUCUGCCAAAGGAAUACUCCCAGAUUGGAAAAAUGUGUUGUGGUAGUGUGUAGAAAGACUUUACAAUUGUUUGUAUUUAUAUAUGUAUUUUUUAUUUAAAAAAAUAUUCCCCACACCAGAUACAAACAUCACAUACGAACAACAACUUAGACACAAACAACGACUACAUCUCAUCUGCCUAGACCCGCAUGCUCACACCCCCAUCCCUAGUGCCUGCAUUAUUGUUUGCCACAUGGUCUUAAAUUGUACCAAUUUGUUUUUCUUGGUUGCCCUUGCUAUUUCAAUAUUUCAAUAAUAAAUCAUUUGAUUUUCCAAUUGUGUUAAUGAUGGCGGAUUGAUUGAUUUUCAAGUUAAGUACACUUGUUUUCAAGAUGAGUGAGAAAAUAAUUAUCCAGCCCAUUGGGUAUUUUCACUACGCCGCCAUAUACCAUGUUUUGAGAUAUGCAGACUGACGGAUUAAAAGUACGUUUACAUUGUAAUACACUGCUCAAAAAAAUUAAGGGAACACUAAAAUAACACAUCCUAGAUCUGAAUGAAUGAAAUAAUCUUAUUAAAUACUUUUUCUUUACAUAGUUGAAUGUGCUGACAACAAAAUCACACACAAAUUAUCAAUGGAAAUCAAAUGUAUCAACCCAUGGAGGUCUGGAUUUGGAGUCACCCUCAAAAUUAAAGUGGAAAACCACACUACAGGCUGAUCCAACUUUGAUGUAAUGUCCUUAAAACAAGUCAAAAUGAGGCUCAGUAGUGUGUGUGGCCUCCACGUGCCUGUAUGACCUCCCUACAACGCCUGGGCAUGCUCCUGAUGAGGUGGCGGAUGGUCUCCUGAGGGAUCUCCUCCCAGACCUGGACUAAAGCAUCCGCCAACUCCUGAACAGUCUGUCCCAGAUGUGCUCAAUUGGAUUCAGGUCUGGGGAACGGGCGGGCCAGUACAUAGCAUCAAUGCCUUCCUCUUGCAGGAACUGCUGACACACUCCAGCCACAUGAGGUCUAGCAUUGUCUUGCAUUAGGAGGAACCCAGGGCCAACCGCACCAGCAUAUGGUCUCACAAGGGGUCUGAGGAUCUCAUCUCGGUACCUAAUGGCAGUCAGGCUACCUCUGGCGAGCACAUGGAGGGCUGUGCGGCCCCCCAAAGAAAUGCCACCCCACACCAUGACUGACCCACCACCAAACCGGUCAUGCUGGAGGAUGUUGCAGGCAGCAGAACGUUCUCCACAGCGUCUCCAGACUCUGUCACGUCUGUCACAUGUGCUCAGUGUGAACCUGCUUUCAUCUGUGAAGAGCACAGGGCGCCAGUGGCGAAUUUGCCAAUCUUGGUGUUCUCUGGCAAAUGCCAAACGUCCUGCACGGUGUUGGGCUGUAAGCACAACCCCCACCUGUGGACGUCGGGCCCUCAUAUCACCCUCAUGGAGUCUGUUUCUGACCGUCUGAGCAGACACAUGCACAUUUGUGGCCUGCUGGAGGUCAUUUUGCAGGGCUCUGGCAGUGCUCCUCCUUGCACAAAGGCGGAGGUAGCAGUCCUGCUGCUGGGUUGUUGCCCUCCUACGGCCGCCUCCACGUCUCCUGAUGUACUGGCCUGUCUCCUGGUAGCGCCUCCAUGCUCUGGACACUACGCUGACAGGCACAGCAAACCUUCUUGCCACAGCUUGCAUUGAUGUGCCAUCCUGGAUGAGCUGCACUACCUGAGCCACUUGUGUGGGUUGUAGACUCCGUCUCAUGCUACCACUAGAGUGAAAGCACCACCAGCAUUCAAAAGUGACCCAAAUAUCAGCCAGGAACCAUAGGAACUAAGAAGUGGUCUGUGGUCACCACCUGCAAAACCAUUUCUUUAUUGGGGGUGUCUUGCUAAUUGCCUAUAAUUUCCACCUGUUGUCUAUUCCAUUUGCACAACAGCAUGUGAAAUGUAUUGUCAAUCAGUGUUGCUUCCUAAGUGGACAGUUUGAUUUCACAGAAGUGUGAUUGACUUGGAGUUACAUUGUGUUGUUUAAGUGUUCCCUUUAUUUUUUUGAGCAGUGUACUUCUAACAGCUAUCUUUCUAGCUCCGCCCAUAACUUUUGGACUUUAUAGCAUUUCCAGAAAGCAUGGAUUAUUGGGUUAUUGUUAAUUUUACACUUAAGGCAUAACUCUUGCUGUUGUGCUGUAGAAUUUGUGAAUUUUGGCUACUGUAUAAUACAUUCUAUAUAUUAGUUUAUACUGGGUUAAGCAUAAAUUUUCUUUAACUAAUUUCAUUAGUUAUGCUCCAACAUGAGUUAUUUUUAACUCUUGGUUGUAAUAGUUUAUAUUUAUUUCUAAGAGAUUGUCAGGUGGAUAUGCUCUCUGCAAGGUUUUGUAUAUCUUUAUUUGGUAACACUUUACACCCAGCGCCCUAACACGCUAUGACACUAUGUACAGUGCAUUCGAAAAGUAUUCAGACCCCUUCCCCUUUUCCACAUUUUGUUACGUUACAGCUUUAUUCUAAAAUGGAUUUUUAUUUUAUUUUCCUUCAUCAGGUUUUUAGAAAAUAAAUAUGAAAAACCUUAUUUAAAUACACCUGUAUUCAGACCCUUUGCUAUGAGACUUGAAAUUGAGCUCAGGUGCAUCCUGUUUCCAUUGAUCAUCCUUGAGAUGUUCCUACAACUUGAUUGGGGUCCACCUGUGGUAAAUUCUAUUGAUUGGAUAUGAUUUGGAAAGGCACACACCUGUCUAUAUAAGGUCCCACAGUUGACAGUGCAUGGUCAGAGCAAAAACCAUGCCAUGAGGUCGAAGGAAUUGUCCGUAGAUCUCCGAGAAAGGAUUGUGUCGAGGCACAGAUCUGGGGAAGAGUAUCAAACAAUUUUUAUAGCAUUGAAGGUCCCCAAGAACACAGUGGUCUCCAUCAUUGUUAAAUGGAAGAAGUUUGGAAUCACCAAGACUCUUCCCAGAGCUGGCCGCCCUGCCAAACUGAUCGGGGGAGAAGGGCCUUGGUCAGGGAGGUGACCAAGAACCCGAGGUGACCUAGGCCCCUUAGUUCACUGGAACUAAGGGGCUUAGCCCAAACCAUGAAAAACAGCCCCAGACCAUUGUUCCUCCUCCACCAAACUUUACAGUUGGCACUAUGCAUUGGGGCAGGCAGCAUUCUCCUGGCAUUCGCCAAACCCAGAUUCAUCCGUCAGACUGCCAGAUGGUGAAGCGUGAUUCAUCACUCCAGAGAACGCGUUUCCACUGCUCCAGAGUCCAAUGGCGGCGAGCUUUACACCACUCCAGCCGACGCUUGGCAUUGCACAUGGUGAACUUAGGUUUGUGUGCGGCUGCUGGGCUAUGGUAACCCAUUUCAUGAAGCUCCUGACGAACAGUUAUUUUGCAGAUGUUGCUUCCAGAGGCAGUUUGGAACUCGGUAGUGAGUGUUGCAACCGAGGACAGAUUUUUUAAAAAUCUCUUCAGCACUCGGCGGUCCUGUUUGGUGAGCUUGUGUGGCCUACCACUUCGCGGCUAUGCCGUUGUUGCUCCUAGACGUUUCCACUUCACAAUAACAGCUCUAGCAGGGCAGAAAUUUGACGAACUGACUUGUUGGAAAGGUGGAAUCCUAUGCCGGUGCACCCUUGAAAGUCACUGAGCUCUUCGUUACAGGCCAUUCUACUGCCAGUGUUUGUCUAUGGAGAUUGCAUGGCUGUGUGCUUGAUUUUAUACACCUGUCAGCAACGGGUGUGGCUGAAAUGGCCGAAUCAAAUUUUAUUUGUCACGUGUCGAAUACAUCAGGUGUAGACCUUACCGUGAAAUGCUUAGUUACAAACCCUUAACCAACAAUGCAGUUCAAGAAAUAGUGAAGAAAUUUAGCUAGCAUAUUUGGAUCUCAACUCUCUCUAAAUUCUCUGUCACAUGAAACCGCUCACAAUGGUGUGUUUCCCGCUAAUUGCAUUAUGGAACGAACAUUCGCACGUAGCCUACUGACUUGUGCACAUUGCUAUGCUUAUAAUAUGAAUAAAUAAUAGUGUAGGCCUAUCAACAUUUUAUGCUAAACAUUUUGAUCUGUUGCAUGAGCCUCAUUGCUUUUUAAAACGUUUUUGGAUGUAGCCUAGGCCUACUGGUUGUAUGAAUUUGGGAUCUAUCGUCCCACCUCUGUCCCAGAGUCUGUUUGGAAUUGGCUAUUUAUUUCUCACACAGAACGACAAGCUGACCAAUAGAAUAGGUAAACUUUUCUACUAUGGGGGAUAGUAGAUCGACAUAUAGUGAGGGGAAAAAACUAUUUGAUCCCCUGCUGAUUUUGUACGUUUGCCCACUGACAAAUAAAUUAUCAGUCUAUAAUUUUAAUGGUAGGUUUAUUUGAACAGUAAGAGACAGAAUAACAACAACAAAAUCCAGAAAAAACGCAUGUCAAAAAUGUUAUAAAUUGAUUAGCAUUUUAAUGAGGGAAAUAAGUAUUUGACCCCCUCUCAAUCAGAAAGAUUUCUGGCUCCCAGGUGUCUUUUAUACAGGUAACGAGCUGAGAUUAGGCGCACACACUUAAAGGGAGUGCUCCUAAUCUCCGUUUGUUAACUGUAUAAAAGGCACCUGUCCACAGAAGCAAUCAAUCAAUCAGAUUCCAAACUCUCCACCAUGGCCAAGACCAAAGAGCUCUCCAAGGAUGUCAGUGACAAGAUUAUAGACCUACACAAGGCUGGAAUGGGCCCAUUGCCAAGCAGCUUGGUGAGAAGGUGACAACAGUUGGUGCGAUUAUUCGCAAAUGGAAGAAACACAAAAUAACUGUCAAUCUCCCUCGGCCUGGGGCUCCAUGCAAGAUCUCACCUCGUGGAGUUGCAAUGAUCAUGAGAACGGUGAGGAAUCAGCCCAGAACUACACGGGAGGAUCUUGUCAAUGAUCUCAAGGCAGCUGGGACCAUAGUCACCAAGAAAACAAUUGGUAACACACUACGCUGUGAAGGGCUGAAAUCCUGCAGCGCCCGCAAGGUCCCCCUGCUCAAGAAAGCACAUACACAUGCCCGUCUGAAGUUUGCCAAUGAACAUCUGACUGAUUCAGAGGAGAACUGGGUGAAAGUGUUGUGUUCAGAUGAGACCAAAAUGGAGCUCUUUGGCCUCAACUCGCCGUGUUUGGAGGAGGAUGAAUGCUGCCUAUGACCUAAAGAACACCAUCUCCACCGUCAUACAUGGAGGUGGAAACAUUAUGCGUUGGGGGUGUUUUUCUGCUAAGGGGACAGGACAACUUUAGCGCAUCAAAGGGACGAUGGACGGGGCCAUGUACCGUCAAAUCUUGGGUGAGAACCUCCUUCCCUCAGCCAGGGCGUUGAAAAUGGGUCGUGGAUGGGUAUUCCAGCAUGACAAUGACCCAAAACACACGGCCAAGGCAACAAAGGAGUGGCUCAAGAAGAAGCAUAUUAAGGUCCUGGAGUGGCCUAGCCAGUCUCCAGACCUUAAUCCCAUAGAAAAUCUGUGGAGGGAGCUGAAGGUUCGAGUUGCCAAACGUCAGGCUCGAAACCUUAAUGACUUGGAGAAGAUCUGCAAAGAGGAGUGGAAAAAAAUCCCUCCUGAGAUGUGUGAAAACCUGGUGGCCAACUACAAGAAACGUCUGACCUCUGUGAUUGCCAACAAGGGUUUAGCCACCAAGUACUAAGUCAUGUUUUACAGACGGGUCAAAUACUUAUUUCCCUCAUUAAAAUGCAAAUCAAUUUAUAACAUUUUUGACAUGUGUUUUUUUUUCUGAUCAUGUCUGUCAGUGGGCAAACGUACAAAAUCAGCAGGGGAUCAAAUACUUUUUUCCCUCACUGUAGGCUAGUGAUUUUGCUGUUUGUUACUCAUCUGUAUUUGGUGCAAAUCAUUCCCUAAAUUGUAGACCUCAGCUGAAUCUGGUAAUGAAUGGUGUGGCUGUUGAACAAGUUGAGACUAAAUUACUUGGCGUUACCUUAGAUUGUAAACUAUCAUGGUGAAAACAUAUAGAUUCAGUGUCUGUAAAGAUGGGAAGAGGUCUGUCCGUAAUAAAGAGAUGCUCUGCUUUUUUGACACCACACUCCAAAAAAGCAAGUUCUGCAGGCUCUAGAUUUGUCUAAUCUUGAUUAUUGUCCAGUCGUGUUGUCCAGUGCUGCAAGGAAAGACCUAGUUAAGCUGCAGCUGGCCCAAAACAGAGCGGCACGUCUUGCUCUUCAUUGUAGUCAGAGGGCUGAUAUAAAUACUAUGCAUGCUAGUCUCUCUUGGCUAAGAGUUGAGGAGAGACUGACUGCAUCACUUCUUAUUUUAAUAAGAAACAUGAAUGUGUUGAAAAUCCCAAAUUGUUUGCAUAGUCAACUUACACACCGCUCUGACACACACACUUACCCCACCAGACGUGCCACCAGGGGUCUUUUCACAGUCCCCAAAUCCAGAACAAAUUCAAGAAAGCGUACAGUAUUAUAUAGAGCCAUUAUUGCAUGGAACUCCGUUCCAUCUCAUAUUGCUCAAAUAAACAGCAAACCUGGUUUUAAAAAACAGAUAAAGCAACACCUCACGGCACAACGCCUCUCCCCUAUUUGACCUAGAUAGUUUGUGUGUAUGUAUUGAGAUGUAGGCUACGUUUGCCUUUAAAAGAAAAUGUAUGUAGUUCUGUCCUUGAGCUGUUCUUGUCUAUUAAUGUUCUGUAUUAUGUAAUGUUUCAUGUUUUGUGUGGACCCCAGGAAAAGUAGCUGCUGCUUUUGCAACAGCUAAUGGGGAUCCUAAUCAAAUACCAAAUACCAAAUCUUGUUUGCUGAGAAAAAGUAAAUGUGGGCAGUUAUUCUAACGUGUUUUUCAAGUUUUGGGAAGCUAAUUUUCACCAUAACAGUUCACCUUUAUAAUAAAGCAUUCCAUGCACCAUCACAUGUGCAGAGUUAUGUAAGAUAGCCUACUAUUCCUAAUGUGAUGAUUAGAUUGGAUAGUCAUAAUUUAGGAUUAUAAUAUAACUCAAUCACUCUUCGCAAUAGACUGUUCAAUGCAGCGCGUGUGUUACAAAAUAAAUGUACACAUACAUGUUAUUCAAUCAUUGCAUCCACACUGCUCGUGCGCGUCAACGAGCGUCUGCGUAGCCAGGCGCUAAAAUAGAACUUGGUUAUAUUUGUGAAGCUUGACGCGCUGCAAGUCCCGGCUCUCCCUUCUCCUCAUUGGUUUUUAGGAGCAUAUACCCACGUGGGUGAUUGAAAGAUGAACUGAGGUCCAACCUCAAAGUUGGUUGCCAACCGCCAUAUAAUGUCCAAAGAAGAAGCCUGAAGGAGGAGAUAUUACUAGAAACAAAGAAGGUUUACCCUUUUAUCUGUGGAUUAAUUGAGUAGAGGACCUUGUGCAUUUCAGGUAAAAUUACAACCCAAUGUUUAUAUCCUAGGGCAAAUUAGCUAGCAACAGCAAGCUAGCUAAGUUGCCAUAAAUGUUCAAUGCUUUUCAACCUGUCCCCAAAUUAAUAUAGUGGCCCAGAGUUCAUUUUGAUAUUUCAACCUGCGUGUCCUGAUCGCGUCUGGUGUCGGCGGACAAAAUCAACAUGCGCGCGAUGGCGCACGUGCGCGCCCGGUCUAGUCAGCAUGUUAGAGUAGGCCUAGGCUAUAUCAGCCUAUAUUUCUCACUUCUCCUUUCUUUGCGCUGGAAAAUGUUGGCCUUUUAUAAACACAUUUAAUGCAAUUCUACUACACUUUAUAUGACUGGAGACAUUUGCAUAAUCUUUUUUUUAUACAACAAAAAUUACAGGGUAGCCUACUCUGCUGACACUGGCAAACAGAUCAAUAAAAACAACGUUGUCUGAUCCAUAUAUUAGGCCUACGAAAAGGGGAGACACAAAUACAAUAUGAUGUCCAUCUAACCUGGAGGAGGAAAUUAUUGUCCAAAAACAAACAAAAGUGGCACAGACCCAAGACAGUGAAUAUGCACACUCACAGGGGAUAUGGCCGAUGUUCUCCACUGGUGCUAAUAAGAAGGCUACUUUUCUUUCAAUUAAAUUCAGAAUUCUGAUAACUAAAACACAGAUUGGAUUAUUUUCAUUGCCUUCUCUUUACAGCAAUAGCCAUUUGUUUUUCUGCGAUUUUACUUUAAAAUAUUGCGAUAUGCCUGGCUGGGUCUCUCUGCUUUUCAAUGACAGUGUCAACUUAACAAUCAUCUAUUUGGUAUUUGCUGCGCACUCUGCCCAAAUUGCGGGCCUUUCAGACUGCAGGCUAUGCGAUUUAAAACAAUCCGCAGGUUUUAUUAAAAAAAUAUAUAUAAACAAAUUAAGCUAAUAAUCCUCUGUGGCCAAAUCAUGCUUUUCGGUGAAGUAGCCUAUUUUGAAUGAUUUUAUUUAUUUAUGUAUAGACAAGAGUAAGCUAAUUAGGCUGUAUAAUUUUGGCAAUUUAUUUCAAUUUACUUUAGGGAGGGCUUAGCUUCCACUAGCCUUAUUGACGCGCCACCUAUGUAUGGUAAAUUUCUUACAUGUCCGGUAAAUUCAAAUGCUGCCAGUCAAAUGUCCGACGCCACAUAAUGUUUCCAUCAUUAGGACUGUUCAGAAAAUUUUGUCCGCUUCAUGUUUUGUUUCCUUGCCACGAUACUGGUAUCAUGACAACCCUGGUCCCUUGAUGUUUAGCCUCACAGUUUGGUGGUAAAGUCUGUCCUUGAACCUGGGUAAUUAAUUAUCUCUUUAUUUCCCCUCCCCUCCCCUCUCUCUCUCUGUGUCUGUGUAGGGGCUCUCCCACACUGGUGCAGGCCCUCCCAGGUCCGAGUAUCCAGGUGACAGCUGGUAGUAACCACACGGCUGUGCUCCUCAUGGAUGGACAGGUCUUCACCUUCGGCAGCUUCUCGGUACGCCACGCAGCUGUUCUCUUCUAUUUUUUCACAGAUGUGAUUUGAUCUCAGACAUUGUUUUCCUAAUUAACUAAUAUUACAUUUUAGUCAUUUAGCAGACACUCUUAUCCAGAGCGACUUACAGUUAGUGAGUGCAUACAUUUUCAUACUGGCCCCCCGUGGGAAACGAACCCACAACCCUGGCGUUGCAAGCGCCAUGCUCUACCAACUGAGCUACAGGGAACCUAAUACCAUUUCAUUGUAUCUAACCCCAACCAGAAUCAUUAAUUUUCCUUAUUGACCUUGUUGUAAUGGUCACAUCUUUUUUUUUUUUUUUUUUCUCAGAGUGCAAUAUUACUUAAAAACACAAUGCCAUACCCAUUGUCCAUUGCCUUAUUCUAUUAUUUACUGAAGUCCAUACACACUCUUAUUGAAUGCAUAGAGAUGAAUAUUGUAUCGUAUUUGAAAUGCAGGUGACCACAGAAUGAGGAUACUGACUUCUCUUCUUUGUCUUGUCAGAUCCUGGUUGUUUUACCUACUUUUGUUGAAUGCAGUGAUUUGUAAACAGUUCUAUAUGGGAUGACUGACCUGACUAAAUGACUGAAACGUAAUUACUAAAAUGUUAUACAUGUCUCCACAGAAAGGGCAGCUGGGUCGGCCAAUCCUGGACAUGCCCUACUGGAACGCCAAGCCUUCCCCCAUGCCCAACAUUGGUGCCAAGUAUGGCCGCAAGGCCACCUGGAUCGGGGCCAGCGGCGACCAGACCUUCCUGAGGAUCGACGAGGCCCUGAUUAACUCG
Coregonus sp. 'balchen' is the source of this 9757-nucleotide messenger RNA. The record is from the annotation of a GenBank genome assembly. Lineage: Eukaryota; Metazoa; Chordata; Actinopteri; Salmoniformes; Salmonidae.